Molecule: messenger RNA, 1692 nt
Organism: Ruditapes philippinarum (Manila clam)
Lineage: Eukaryota; Metazoa; Mollusca; Bivalvia; Venerida; Veneridae
Product: complement C1q tumor necrosis factor-related protein 3-like
Exons: 3
Coding region: 81-701 (206 amino acids)
Molecular function (GO): protein binding
Source: RefSeq, a predicted model, not a curated record
UAUACAUAAGUGGUUUGUAUAAACUACGAUAGAUUUAACAACUUGAAUUGUUACCAAAACGAUAUAACCUAGACGGAUAUAUGUACAACCACAGAAUCGGAUAUAAAAUGUUUGCACAUUUCUGCUUUGUAGGAAUUGUUUUUUGUAUUAAGAAUGCGGCUUGUGAUUUAGGUAAUGUUGAGCCGGUUCAAUGUGUGUCGAGAUUUGAUUAUAAUUAUAAAGUGCUGGAGAAAUUAUCUCAGUUUGAAAGAGAAAUUAAGGAGCUAAAACAAAUGAAAAUGUUUGAAGAUAGUCAAAAGGUUGCGUUUAUUGCACAGCUAUCAGUUUCUCUCAUUAACCCGGCAGUGAAUACUGUAGUUGUUUUUGAUAGAGUCAGUACAAAUGCUGGAAAUGGAUACAAUUCUGGAUCAGGGAUGUUUGUCGCCCCAGUGAAUGGCUUAUACAGCAUACAUCUAGUUGCAAGCUCAAGAUCAAAAGCAACAACCAAUUAUCUUCAUCUAUACAUCAUGCACAAUUCCUCUCAAGUUGGUUAUAUUUUCCUUGACCAGAAUUCCGACUACUCACUGAUGAGAUCAACCGCUAUCAUACUUCAACUUAGCAUUGGCGACACGGUGUUUGUUAAGAUCGGAAACAAAGGAGCAAGGGGCCACCUGGAAGGCUGUUGUUUCCAUACGGUUUUCAGUGGAUUUUUAAUCAAUUGACGUCUUCUCGAUUAUAAGCAAUCAUACGGACUAUGUCACAAUACAGACUAAAGUAUUGUUAGAUGUUAUACAAAGUUGUUGACGAAUAUGCUUCAAUUAAGAAAAAUAAUAUGAAAUAUAAACGUGGAAAAACUGUGCCCUAUAAGAGCUUCAUUUGCAAACAACUCCGUGUUUGAGAAAUACCUUAUGGUAUUUUUGAUUUCUGACAGCAUGGAUUUUUCAAUAAUCAGCAAAAAGUAAUUGAUACAUAACAUUCAUGGAAACAAUCAAUAAACAAUUGGAGUAAUCGUCGUUUUGUUUAAAAUAAUUAGAAUAAAACUUUUUUAUGAUUUACCAAUAAAACUCACUGGAAACAGAAACUCAUUUAUUUUUUCUCAGGACCACCGUUAGUUAAAACCUUUUAAUGUUACUGAGAGCAUUACUGAUUUAUCCGUGAAUAUAAUAUUUGAUAAUUUCACAUUGAAAACAAAGAUGUAGAUAAUGUUAUCUAUGUAUCUUGUGAAAAUUAUCAAAUUAAAUAUAAUUUCACACUUUUCAAAGAAAAAACUCAUUUCUAAAGAUUUUUCCCAUGUGGUACCUGGCUUUUAUCUUUGCAGACAAAUCCAACAUUAUCAGGGUUGUUUACAGCAAAGGAAAUUUAAAAUUCAUAAAUAACUUAAAUUUCAAACGAAUUGAAAUAUGAAACUUACAUUAAUUCAUUCAAUUUACCAGUCACCAAAUAUCGUCUCUAAUUUUUCAUUUUAUUGUAACAGUCUGCAAAUUGCCCUCCCAUCAUUAUGGAAUAAGGCAAUACUGCUCUUUAUGUUAUUUGAUUUUUUUUUAAGAAUAUGGUCUCCAGUUAAUUUGUGUUUAUUGAACCAGAGGGAUUUGUCCUUUAGUGAAUUCUGAGGUAACAAAUCACUUCGCAAAUUAAAUGAAGAACACUAUUUGAAAGUAAAUCAAUCAUAUUGUUUUGUAACACCUAUAAAAUAUACAAAACUGAAUAAAUUUU